Messenger RNA from Notodromas monacha, 5564 nucleotides. Lineage: Eukaryota; Metazoa; Arthropoda; Ostracoda; Podocopida; Cyprididae. The record is from the annotation of a GenBank genome assembly.
GGACAAUCUUACGAUUACGAGAAGCAGCGAUACGACGGCUGGUACAACAACCUUGCGCAUCCGUCAUGGGGAUCAGUGGGAGGACAAUCUUACGAUUACGAGAAGCAGCGAUACGACGGCUGGUACAACAACCUUGCGCAUCCGUCAUGGGGAUCAGUGGACAGUCACCUGACGCGGAAAACGCCGCCAGCUUAUGGAGACGGAGUUUACAUGAUGGCUGGGCAGGACAGACCCAGUCCCCGAAUGCUGUCACAAGCUUUUAUGAAGGGCGUCGACGGGAUGGGCUCUGCCAAGAAUCGCACUGCUCUGCUUGUCUUCUUCGGGCAAGUGGUGUCAUCGGAAAUCCUGAUGGCCUCCGAGGCCGGCUGUCCGAUUGAAAUGCACCGCAUCCCGAUCGAGAAGUGCGACGAGAUGUACGACAAGGACUGCCGAGGAGACAAAUGGAUGCCGUUCCACAGGGCAUGGUACGACAUCAAGACCGGCCAGUCACCCAAUUCUCCUCGUGAACAGAUCAACGCAAUCACGAGUUGGAUCGAUGGCAGCUUCGUCUACUCCACCAUGGAAGCCUGGGUGAACACUAUGCGCUCUUUCCGCAACGGUACUUUUGUGUCGCGCACAUUGUCACGCCGGUCGGCUCCGUCGAGCUCGAAUCAACGCCGGCCCGUCGAAUCAGCAAAGACCAACGAAUCUUCUGCGGCAAGCGAGGACGCUGCUGCUGCUGCUGCUGGUGUCGGUGGCAGCGAGGAGGCGAACACGACGGAACCACAAUUACUCGUCGAUGCCGAGAGCAACAUGAUUGUUGUGGAAGACGCGGCUGACGGUGCCACGUCGCCCAGCUUCGAGGGCGAGUUUCCGCCCAAGAACAAGGCCCGAGUCCCGCUGUUCAACUUCCCGAACCCGCAUCAGCUCCGGCAAAUGAGCCCCGAGAGAAUGCUAGUUCUGGGUGAUCCGAGGACGAAUCAGAACCCUGCAUUGUUGACUUUCGGAGUACUGUUCUUCCGAUGGCACAACGUUCUGGCACGACGGGUACAGCAACAACAUCCUGACUACACGGACGAACAAGUUUUCCAGCGUGCCAGACGACUUGUAAUUGCCUCUAUGCAGAACAUAAUUGCCUACGAAUUCCUGCCUGCCUUUUUGGGAGAGAAUUUGUCCGAGUACGUUGGAUACAAGCCGGACGUGCAUCCCGGAAUCAGCCACGUUUUCCAAGCUGCGGCUUUCCGAUUCGGUCACACCAUGGUUCCGCCUGGGCUUUAUCGACGAAGUGGACAAUGCGACUUCAGAAGGGCUCCCUCUGGAGAUCCAGCCUACAGACUGUGUUCCACUUGGUGGGACGCCAACACUGUGAUGGAGGAGCCGGAGAUCGUGGAGGAGCUGAUCAUGGGCAUGGCAUCUCAGAUAGCCGAGAAGGAAGACACCGUGCUGUGCUCCGACGUGCGCGACAAGUUGUUCGGGCCUCUGGAAUUCUCGCGGCGGGACUUGGGCGCCCUCAACAUCAUGCGCGGACGCGACAACGGCCUCUCCGACUACAACACCAUUCGCAAGUGCUUCAAGCUCCCGCCAGUCAAUUCCUUCGAGGAAAUCAAUCCCGCUCUCAGCAAGGACAAGGACUUGCUUUCUAAACUGAAGGAGUAUUACGGAGGCGUGGACAACAUCGAUUUGUAUGUCGGGGGAAUGUUGGAAUCGCAGCAAGGCCCUGGACCUUUGUUUCGAGCCAUUAUCAGAGAGCAGUUCGAAAGAAUCAGGGACGCCGAUCGAUUCUGGUUCGAAAACACGGAAAAUGGGAUUUUUACGGAAGACGAAGUGAAGGCGAUUAAAACAGUGCGAUUGUAUGACAUCAUCGUCAAUGCCACUGAUAUCAAACCCGGAGACAUUCAGGAAGAGGUUUUCUUCUGGAUGGAAGGAGAUCCUUGCCCACAACCGGCUCAGCUCAACACCUCCAUGAUGGAACCUUGCAAAUAUCUCGGUGGUUACGAUUAUUUCCAUGGAAGCGAAGUGGCGUACAUUUAUUCGUGCAUUUUGCUUGCUGCUGUGCCUCUAAUUUGCGCUGGAGCGGGUUACGCUGUGGUCAAGUUGCAAAACUCGAGGCGCCGAAAGUUCAAGAUGCAGCAAGAAGAAAACAACAAUGGCAAGGCUGUCGACAAGAUGGUUGUCAAAGAAUGGCUUCAUCAAAACCACAAACGACAGGUGAAAAUAAAAUUUGGGCCGAACGACGCGUUCUACGUUGUCAAUCGGAAAGGCGACAAACUGAGGAGUAUCAAGCUUGGGAACGUCGAUUCAAUCGAGGUUGAAAUUACUCAAGACAUAAAAAAGAAGCCGAUGGUGCUGAUCAAGUCUCCAAACGACUACGACCUCGUGCUCGAAUUCGACUCGAUCCACAGCCGGAAAAAGUUUCUCAUGAAACUCGAGGUUUUCAUCAAGGGCUUCAAGAAGACAACAGAGACGAAACCCACGUACCGAGAACCCAUGUUGGCUAGUGCUGAAACCAAGGAACGUCGUCAGAAACGUCUGGAACACUUUUUCCGCGAAGCCUACGCACUUACUUUCGGCCUGAAACCCGGUGAAAAGCGGCGUUUGGAAGACGUUCCCUGCGACGUCAUCAUGGUCAUGAGAACAUCCCUGUCUAAGGAAGAAUUCGCCGGGGCCCUGGGCAUGAAACCCAGCUCUGUGUUUGUCCAGAAAAUGUUCAAUAUCGUCGACAAAGACGGCGAUGGACGGAUCAGUUUUCAAGAGUUCCUCGACACGGUCGUGUUGUUUUCGCGCGGGAAAACCGACGACAAGCUGCGCAUCAUUUUCGACAUGUGCGACAACGACAGGAACGGAGUCAUUGACAAGCAAGAGUUGUUUGAAAUGUUUGCUGGUCUGGUUGAAAUUGCCAAAACGGAUAAGUUGUCUGGCGAUGAAGUGAAGAAGCUCAUCAACGGAAUGUUCGUCGCUGCUGGAGUUGAAGAGAAGGAACAUUUGGAGUAUGCGGAUUUCAAGCGGCUGAUGAGAGAAUACAAGGGCGACUUCGUUGCUAUCGGCCUCGAUUGCAAAGGAGCGAAACAAAAUUUCCUCGACACUUCAACAAACGUUGCCAGAAUGACAAGCUUCCGGCUGGACGCGAUUCAAGAGAGGAAUAAACCUUGGGUCCGGAAGAAGUGGGACGCUUUGACUACGUUCCUGGAAGAAAACCGGCAAAACAUAUUUUAUCUCUUCGUCUUCUACGUCAUCACCAUCGCUUUGUUCAUCGAACGAUUCAUUCAUUAUUCUUUCAUGUCGGAGCACACGGACUUGCGACACAUCAUGGGCGUAGGCAUUGCCAUUACUCGAGGUUCGGCAGCGUCCUUGUCGUUUGGCUACUCGAUGCUGUUGUUGACGAUGAGCAGGAAUCUGUUGACGAAGUUGAAGGAAUUUUCCAUACACCAGUUCAUCCCUGUCGAUUCGCACAUCCAGUUCCACAAGAUUGUCGCUUGCACGGCACUCUUCUUCAGCAUUGUCCACACUGUGGGUCAUAUAGUGAACUUUUACCACGUUACCACACAACCCGUUGAACACCUGCGUUGCUUGACGAGUGAAAUGAAUUUCCCGUCUGACAAGAAACCUGGGAUCGAUUUCUGGCUCUUCCAGACUUUGACUGGAUCAACCGGAGUGCUGGCGUUCGUCACUAUGUGCAUCAUCUUUGUGUUUGCCCAUCCCGUGAUCCGGAAGCGGGCAUACAAGUUUUUCUGGAUGACGCAUCAGCUCUACAUCCUGCUCUACGUGCUCUGUUUGAUCCACGGAUUAGGACGUCUAACUGGUAGCCCCAGGUUCUGGAUCUUCUUCGUCGGGCCCGGGAUCAUCUUCACACUGGACAAGGUGAUCUCAUUGCGCACGCGCUACAUGGAGCUGGACAUCCUUGAAACGGAGCUGCUGCCUUCUGACGUCAUCAAGAUAAAGUUCUACCGACCACCGAAUCUCAAAUACCUCUCAGGGCAGUGGGUGAGGUUGACCUGCACCGCGAUUCACCCACUGGAGUACCACUCGCUGACCCUGACGUCGGCACCGCACGAGGAUUUCCUGUCGGUGUCAGUCAAGGCCCAGGGCCCCUGGACGUGGAAGCUUCGCAACUACUUUGACCCGUGCAACUACAACUUCAGCGAGGAAAACAGGCCCAAGAUUCGACUGGAAGGUCCAUUCGGAGGCGGAAACCAGGACUGGUAUAAGUUCGAGGUCGCCGUGAUGGUGGGCGGCGGGAUCGGCGUGACGCCAUACGCAUCCAUCCUCAACGACUUGGUGUUUGGCACGUCGACCAACAGAUACUCCGGGGUGGCCUGCAAAAAGGUGUACUUCCUCUGGAUUUGCCCGAGCCACAAGUCCUUUGAGUGGUUCAUCGACGUUCUGCGAGACGUGGAGAAGAAGGACGUGACCAAUGUGCUGGAGAUCCACAUCUUCAUCACGCAGUUCUUCCACAAGUUCGAUUUGCGCACGACCAUGCUGUAUAUCUGUGAGAACCAUUUCCAGCGGCUGAGCAGAAGAAGCAUGUUCACAGGUUUGCGUGCAGUUAACCACUUUGGACGGCCAGAUAUGACGGCUUUCCUCAAGUUUGUGCAGAAAAAGCACGCCUACGUGAGCAAAAUUGGCGUGUUCAGCUGCGGGCCGAGGCCACUAACAAAAUCCAUCAUGGCAGCAUGCGAGGACGUCAACAAGGGCCGAAAACUGCCAUACUUCAUCCACCACUUCGAGAACUUCGGUUAAUGAUUGCUGUGCGUUGCUCGUCGAAAUAUUGCUCUUUCCGUCCUUUUUUCUUUCUUUCAUUUGUCAUCUUGAAAUGUGUACUGGUGCACCGGACGAUUGAAUGUUGAUCCGAAGCUCGAUCCAACUCUUUUGCUUUUUCUCUGUGCGGGGAGAAGGAAACGUUAGGUGAUGCUUUUGCCGGGUUCAGGCUUUCCUUUGGAAAUUAUUUCCUCCUCAUCUCUUUACCUGUUUAUACUGUACUGUACUUGUGUGUUAUACUUCGCAAACUGUAGCUGAUGUGAUCAAAUGUGGGGGAAUUAUGCUGUUCGCUGCAAAGGAGGGGGGCGACCGCAGGCAGAAUGGAAUUCUGGGGAGAAAAUGCUCGAUUUUAAAAAAAAAUUUAGAGUCCAACAAGUCUUUCAGACGGUUUGAAAAGAGAUUUUGCAAUUUUUGAAUUGUAAUUAUUGCCAUUUCAGAAAAGUAUCUGUUCGCGAUUAGCGCGCCAAGUGGAUUUUAGAUGUGAAUGCGGCAUUAAUUUCUGUAUCCAUCGGAAAAUUUAAAAAUGAACCUCGAUUAAAGAUUCGUUUCGGUCAGAAAAGUUGCAGAAUAUCCGCGGGUUCGUAUUUUUUUUUCUAGAGGCACGUCAUGUAAAUUUGAGUUUACAAUUUAUUUUUGCUCAUUUGCUGGGAUAAUUUAUUUUCCACUUUUUUUGUCGAAUGAGUGAUUCCUCUUCUCCUAAAGGCGGUUGUGUAAACUUCCGAUACUGAGUUCGAGUGAAGGGUGAUGCGAUGCUGUUUGUUCUGAAUUUUCCUCUUGCUUUUUUGGAUGCUUGUUGAAAAGCGUGAAGAAUGAAAUCUGGCAUAUUUUCA